CUAGUUGUGACACGUUUGGUGCACGCAUCACUAAACGCCGGUGGUAGAAAAAUCUAGAAACAUCUACCAGCACCGUUACCAGCUAGCAAAAUGGCGGGAAUGGCGCUGAACCCCAUCCAGAUCCUGAAGCAGCAGGCGGAGGAGGAGCGAGGAGAGACCGCUCGUCUGUCGUCCUUCGUCGGCGCCAUCGCGAUCGGCGAUCUCAUCAAGAGCACACUGGGACCAAAGGGCAUGGACAAGAUCCUUCAGUCCUCCAACCCAGCCCAUGAGCACAUCCAGGUGACCAAUGACGGAGCUACAAUCCUGAAGUCCAUUGGUGUGGACAACCCUGCAGCUAAGGUCCUCGUAGAAAUCUCCAAGGUCCAGGACGAUGAGGUAGGAGACGGGACCACGUCUGUGACCGUGCUGGCCUGCGAGCUGCUGAAGGAAGCGGAGAAGCUGGUUGCUCAGAAGAUCCAUCCUCAGACCAUCGUGGCAGGAUUCCGCAGAGCUACAGACGCAGCCAGGGCAGCGCUACAGGAUGCUUCACUGGACCAUGGUAAUGAACCAGACAAGUUCCGAGAGGAUCUGAUGAACAUCGCCCGGACCACCCUUGGCUCUAAGAUCCUCACUCAGUAUAAGGAACACUUCUCUAAGCUAUCUGUGGACGCUGUGCUAAGACUUAAGGGCUCCACUUCCCUUGACGCCAUUAAGAUCAUUAAGAUCCCAGGUGGUGGGUUGGUCGACUCAUACCUUGAUGAAGGGUUCCUGCUACAGAAGAAGCCAGGUGUGAACCAGCCCAAACGGGUGGAGAAUGCCCGAAUCCUCAUUGCUAACACGGCUAUGGACGCUGACAAGAUUAAGGUGUUUGGGUCUCGAGUGCGUGUGGACUCGGUUGCUAAGGUAGCAGAACUGGAGCUGGCUGAGAAAGAGAAAAUGAAGGAGAAAGUCGGGAGGAUCCUCAAGCACAACAUUAAUGUCUUCAUCAAUAGGCAACUGAUCUACAACUACCCAGAGCAGCUGUUUGCAGAUGCGGGUGUGAUGGCCAUCGAACAUGCAGACUUUGAGGGGGUGGAGAGACUGGCACUGGUCACAGGCGGAGAGAUUGUGUCCACAUUUGACAGUCCUGACCUGGUCAAGCUCGGCCGCUGUGACCUCAUCGAGGAGGUCAUGAUUGGUGAGGAGAAACUGCUGCACUUCUCAGGUGUUCCACUAGGCGAGGCGUGUACGGUGAUCCUGCGUGGCGCGACGCAGCAGAUUCUGGACGAAGCGGAGCGUUCCUUACACGACGCGCUGUGUGUGCUGUCACAGACUGUCAAGGAGACCAAGACCAUCUUUGGGGGAGGUUCGUCGGAGAUGCUGAUGGCACACGUGGUGUUCCAGCUGGCCCAGAAAACUCCCGGGAAGGAAGCCAUAGCCAUGGAGGCUUUCGGAAGGGCCCUCACUCAGCUGCCCACCAUCAUCGCUGACAACGCGGGGUAUGACAGCUCACAGCUGGUGUCUGAGCUCCGGGCCGCUCACGCAGAGGGCAAAAAAACCUACGGCAUCGAUAUGGAGACAGGACAGAUCGGUGACAUGCAGCAGCUGGGCAUCACGGAAUCUCUCAAGGUCAAACGUGCUGUCCUUCUCAGCGCAGCAGAGGCAGCCGAAAUGAUUCUCCGUGUGGAUGAUGUCAUCAAGGCAGCGCCCAGGCAACGACAACCAGAUCAUCCUCACUAGCGACAUGCAGGCUGCCCACCCCCAUCUCCAAAGUGAACUCAUCCGAAUGUUAAUUGUCACCCAUAAACUGUGGAAGACAUUUUUACAAAUCAUCCUACACUGAAGUACACAUCCUAAACCAUGGUGAAAUGGUGGUACUUAGGAAUACAACAAUCUUAUGCA
This is a messenger RNA of Branchiostoma belcheri (Belcher's lancelet), 1860 nucleotides long. Its product is annotated as T-complex protein 1 subunit beta-like. The coding region runs from base 91 to 1698 and encodes 535 amino acids. The transcript is spliced from 15 exons. Gene Ontology annotation, molecular function: ATP hydrolysis activity; ATP binding; ATP-dependent protein folding chaperone. Gene Ontology annotation, biological process: protein folding. Gene Ontology annotation, cellular component: chaperonin-containing T-complex; cytosol. Lineage: Eukaryota; Metazoa; Chordata; Leptocardii; Amphioxiformes; Branchiostomatidae. The record is from RefSeq and is a predicted model, not a curated record.